Messenger RNA from Tympanuchus pallidicinctus (lesser prairie-chicken), 1452 nucleotides. RefSeq names its product phosphatidylinositol 4,5-bisphosphate 5-phosphatase A-like. Lineage: Eukaryota; Metazoa; Chordata; Aves; Galliformes; Phasianidae. The record is from RefSeq and is a predicted model, not a curated record. Bases 253 to 1233 code for a protein of 326 amino acids. The transcript has 7 exons.
UUCCUCCUCUCUAUGGUUUCCCCCUCCCCCCCUCUAUGGUUCUCGCCCUCUCUAUGGUCCCCUCGCUGUCCCCGCCCCCUAACCCCGCGCUGCACCCCAUUCGCUUAGCGCGGACCAAUCCACACUCCUCGUGGUUCCCAUUGGCCGCGCGGGGACCAAUAAGCGGCCGCGCUGGGUUCUGUAACGGGCGGCGGGAGGGGCCUUAAGGAGGACUUGAAGCGGUGGCGGUGCGGUGCGCGGUUGCGGAGCGCGAUGGUGGUGGGCGGCUCUUCCCAGAAGGAGAACCGCUCUCCGGGGCCGAGCGACACCGCGAAACGCUUUCCUUACGGCCGCGUCCCGGUGCGGACCCGCUCCCGUCAGGCGGAACAUGGAGAACGACCGAACGCUGCCUGCACCGCUCCGUCCUGCGGGCAGCCCCGUGACACAGAGGUGGAGCAGCCCCCGCCUCCAGCGCUGGAUGCAGAGACCACCGUCACCCCCUCACCUGUUGCCACCCCUGUGCUGGGGACUGUGGGGCGCAGGCCCUGCUUGGCCCGCAGGGUGCCCGCCCGUGGCCCCCCCUCUGCCAAAGGACCCUCACCUCUGAGUACAGCAGGGACCCAAACAUCACUGCUUUGUCCCCUCCAGGAGAGUGCAUCCAUGGGGCUGAGGGUCCCCAAGAAGAAGAAGAACGGCACCCCAGGCUCCUCCAGUGCUGGCUUGACUCUCUGUGUCUCUGUCACCAAGAACAUGCGUUCUGCCCCCCGCACUCAGAGCUCCCUCCGCACGCCGUGCCUCACCCCUUGCAUCUCCCAGCCGCGCGCCCUGCAGGUGGGGGCCAGCUUAAGCACUAGGAAGGGGUCCCGACCUGCCCCCUCAGCCCCUGCUGAUGGCGUUGUCCCCUCGGAGACCCCCUUGCGCUGGCGGCCGGCUGUGACCCCCCAGUCUGACCCCAGUGCGUACGCUGCCAUCAAUAACAACAAUCUGUCCCCAUCCUGGGACAAGGUGGUGGUGCAGCUCUUUAAGGGGAAUGAAGGCCAGCAGGAUGUUAAGGUGAUGAUGGCAAAUCCCAGCAGCACCCCAGACCUCAGCAAGGCACAGCGUGCAGCCCUACUCCUGCAGCAGCUGAUGAAGAUGGUGCAGGACCGACCGGAUGCCGUAGCGGCGCUGACGGAGCUGUGGGGGCUCAUGACCGAGUUGGGGGUGGACCCCAUGCCCCAGGACCCCCUGGACACCCACAGCCUCUCCUCGUAACUGUGACCUACGUGGGGGUUGAGCUGCAUCUCUGUGAACAAAGGGAGUGGGUGAGGGCACAGGCAGACCCUCCUGGUGGUGGCCAAGUGGCUGCUGGGGGGUACAGAUGGCCCCCUGCAGCAGGCAGACCCCCCCUCCAUGCAGGGCAGUGUGGGUGUUCUGGGCACAAAGAGUGUGGGAGUUGGGGGGGAACGCUGAAAAAAGUGUGAAUAAAAUAUU